AUGGAUGUGAAAGUUUUACAGCGUUAUUCUGGAGAUUUUAUAGCUGCAGGAGACCGGCCCAGAGUAACUAGAAGUACAAAUCCGCGAUUACAUCCACUGGCCAGGGGUAGAGAAUAUGUUCGAGCCCUUACAGCUACGAAGAUUCAAAAGAUCUUUGCCAAACCUUUCAUUUCAGUUAUGGAAGGCCACACUGAUUCGGUCACUUGUAUGGCCAUAAAUCGCAAGUCCUUAAUAGGCCUUUUCACUGGCUCUGCCAAUGGAGAGCUAAGGGUCUGGAAUACCAUGAAGAACAUUUCAAUGGCAACUUACAAAGCUCAUAAAGGAUUUGUAAAAGGGGUUACUGGUGAUAAUUCUGGCAAAUUUGUAUUUACAUGUGGUAUAGAUGGUACGAUUAAGCAGUGGGAUUAUCAUAAUUUUAGCACAACUGAAACAAAUAGCCCAUUGAAUGCUUAUUCUAUAUCUUCUCCACUUAACGGCAUUGAUUACAAUUGGUUUGAUGAAAAUUUUGCUACUGCUGGUGAUAUGUUGGAUAUUUGGGACAUUUCUAGGAGCGACCCAAUUACAUCGUAUGACUUUUCCUCUGGCGAGACUCUAUACAGUGUCAAAUACAACCCUUCACAGGAAUGCAUGUUAGUAUCAACAGCUUCAGAUAACUCAAUUUGUUUGUUUGAUACACGAGCCAAUUCUCAAAUUAAGAAGGUGAUUUUAAGGAUGCGGUCAAAUAGCGUAUGUUGGAAUCCACAAAAACCCUAUAAUUUUACAGUAGCAAAUGAAGAUUCCAAUUUAUAUACUUUUGACAUAAGAAAAUUUGAAUCUGCGCUGGUUGUUCACAAGGCUUUCACCAAUGCAGUGAUGGAUGUGGAUUUUUCCCCCACUGGAAACGAAUUUGUGGCAAGCUCAUUUGACAAAUCUAUACGUAUAUUUGGUGCAAUGGAUUCUAACAGCAGAGAUGUAUAUACGACCAAGAGGAUGCAGAAUGUUUUAUGUUGUAGAUACUCUUUGGACUCUAAAUUUGUAUUUUCCGGCAGUUCAGAUAUGUGUAUAAGGGUUUGGAAGUCGAAGUCUUAUGACAAGCGCGGCCCUCUUAGCACCAGAGAAAAAAAAUCUAUUGAUUAUCGCAGUCAAAUCAUUGAGCGAUUCAAGCAUACAGACGAGAUUAGAAGGAUAAGGAAGCACCAUCACGUACCAAAGCUGAUUAUUAAAGCCAAUCAAAUAAAGGCUGUGAAGAGACAAUCAAAGAGGAGGAAGAAGAUCAACGUUAUGUUACACAGCAAGAAUAUCGAUACAAUAGUGCCUGAGAAGAAGGCAGCCAUUUUGAAUGUUCAGUAA
This is a messenger RNA of Babesia microti strain RI, 1329 nucleotides long. RefSeq names its product WDSOF1, WD repeat and SOF domain-containing protein 1. The transcript has 4 exons. Bases 1 to 1329 code for a protein of 442 amino acids. Gene Ontology annotation, biological process: maturation of SSU-rRNA from tricistronic rRNA transcript (SSU-rRNA, 5.8S rRNA, LSU-rRNA). Gene Ontology annotation, cellular component: nucleolus; small-subunit processome. The record is from RefSeq and is a predicted model, not a curated record. Gene Ontology annotation, molecular function: protein binding. NCBI's taxonomy places the organism in Eukaryota, Apicomplexa, Aconoidasida, Piroplasmida, Babesiidae.